AUGCGACUUGUAGGAGUCCACUAUGACAUCAAAGCCAAAAAUGCAUGUGAGCGUAUAUUGUCGUGUCCUGAUGAGCCCUGCUACCUGUGGUUUGUUAUGGAGUUUUGCGAGGGAGGGGAUCUGAAUCAGUUCAUCCUGUCGCGACGACCCGAUCCCCGCACCAAUGCCAGCUUCAUGAUGCAGCUGAGUAGCGCUGUGGCAUUCCUGCAUGAAAACAAUAUUGUUCACAGAGACCUUAAACCAGAUAAUAUCCUCAUCUCGGAGCGUUCUGGCAUGCCUGUGUUGAAAGUGGCCGAUUUUGGACUGAGUAAAGUGUGUGCCGGUCUGGCUGCUGGAGUACGGGACUCAGAGGAGGGACGGGACAAAAACAAGAACAGUGUUAAUAUCAAUAAGUUCUGGCUUUCAUCGGCAUGCGGCUCAGACUUUUACAUGGCACCGGAGGUUUGGGAAGGACAUUACACAGCCAAAGCAGACAUUUUUGCUCUAGGCAUUAUCAUCUGGGCCAUGAUAGAGAGAAUCACUUUCAUUGACGCCGACUCAAAACGGGAGCUUCUCGGGACGUAUGUGCGGCAGGGUUCUGACAUCGUCCCGGUUGGAGAGGCGCUUCUGGAGAACCCAAAGAUGGUGUUGAGUAUUCCACAGCGCAGGCGCUCGCAUAUGCCCGAGGCACUCAGGAAACUUUUGCAGGACAUGCUGGCAGUCAAUCCUCAGGACCGACCAGAUGCACUAGAACUGCACAGCAGGAUGGGACAGGUCACUUGCGCAGCGUGAACUCUGACCUGAAUGCACACACAGGUUUUCCCUUUCCAUAACAGACCAGAAGGGACCGUGUUGCUUGGAAAACUGUGAAUCUUCCAUUGCUGAUUUAAUGUGAAGAGAGUACAAAGUACUCAACUUGAACGCCAAUACAAAGUUUGCCACAAAUAGAUUUUCAUCUGACCGUUCCCUUUUUUUGUUUACAGUAGUAAUUUACAUGAAUCAUUCAGCAAGCCCAGAAGUGUUCAGCCUAACUCAAUCAGCAGUUACAUCACUAACAGUGAAGUAAAGCUAAAAACAAUGUUAUGAUGCAGUGAGUACAAUCAAGCUAAAACAAGCAAGCUCUUUAUUAGUCUUACUGGGGGACUGGGACUUUCAAAUUCUGUUCAUGGAGCCGCCCUACUUUUUCAUCUUCUCAAAACAAUCUUUUGCCAUAACAAACAAAGAAAAGUAUUUCAGAUAUUUUAUCCGGUUUUAUGAGAAGUGAAGCAUUUGCAAGUACAAACAUUGUUUGCAGUACAAAGACAUACGCACAAGAUACUUGACUACAUUUUGAGCUCAAGCAUUUUUACAUAUAUGCUCAUCACAUGUCACAAAUCAUGUCAUUACCAUAGUCUUACUUUUGGGUCUUACUUGAGUUAAACAUAAAACUCCUCAGAACUUUUUCAUCGUUAUCUUCCCUGUCACAACACAAUAACUGAAAUUUCAAGACCAACUUUUAGAACUUGGUUUUCAUUUGUCAUGAAAAUGCUCAUGAUCUUAAGCCUAAAACCAAUAUUGAUAUUUUUUUCUCCUUGAAUGCAGAUUUAUCCUGGUGCCUUGAAGUCUAGUGAUAUAAGUGAGAUUUCUUGUAGGUUUUUGUUUUGUUUUACAGCUUUAUCUUUUAAACAUGCAGUACAUUUUCCAAGCUUUUAAUAUUUCAACACUUUAUAUAUUGGGCAUGUGCAGUUUACCCAUUUAGGUGCUAGUUUUUACAUUGUGUGAGAUUAUUUUUUUGCCCCAUUUACAAUGCUGCUGUCACUUAUGAAAAAACGGUGUGAACAACCCUUCUGCACAGACAGUUGUUUUCGAAUCUGGCAGAUUAAGAUAUAGAUUUAGUUAUGACUAAAGGGAGCAGUUAAAGACCGUGUGAGUGCUAUUUGUGUUUUAUAUAAUAAAUUCUAUUAAUGCAUUUCCACUAUAAAACAGUUUUUGCUUUUUUGGGUUGAUUUUUUUCUUUUAUUAAAAGCCAAUAUUUCCUUUGUUAACUGACUACUUGAUGUUCUCAAAAGCAGGAUGGGAUCUCAGUAGUGGUACCAUUGCUCUUUUUCAUCUCUAUCCUAAAUGUUUCAUAGAGAAGAAAUUGGUGUGUUUGACUUUUUCCAGAUGUGGUUUUGCCUGACAGUUUGUGUGCGCUAUAGUUCUACCUCAGCACUCUUGUGUUUUAGUUACUAAUUCACUAAAUUAGCUUUCUGUUUUUUGGAGAGACUAGUUAAUAUUUUUCAGAUGGAUUUAUUUAUUUAUGGGGUUUUGUUUUUGUAAUAAAUCUAUAGUGUCAAGCAUUUUCCAUUUGUGACUGCUUACUGCUGUCUUCUGUAGAAGAAACUUGAGGCUUGUGAGAUCAAGUUUUUUUAUUAGAUUAAAUCACCCUCAGGUUUCAAGGUAUUUUGAGCUGUAAUAUUCUGGACUGCACGGUUCUUCACUUGUGAACAAAAAGUGUUCUGUUACUUUUUAUGUUCAAUUAUGUUUUCAAUUUGUCCGCUAAUUCUUUUCAUUUUUAAUGGGAACAUUCAUUGUGAUUCUUUUAAAUCCACUUUCGUUUUCCCCCUAAUUUAAAUGAUUGUAUCUUUUAUGAAGGUCAGUUAAUCCUGGAGAGAGUUGAUCAAUGUUUUUGCAUUUGCUUUUUUGUCCUCUUCCGUUUGAAUGUUUCAGAGAGCAUAAACCCCGAGAAUUGUCAUAGCAGUCAUUCAAACCAUAGUAUUAGACUGCACUUGCACUGAGAAGAGUGAACCGAGUUUAAUUAGAAGCUCACGUCCUGUUCUAUCAUCUCUUUUACUCGAAUUCUGUGUUUUUCUUUGUAUUCCUUGUUGUCCAACUUUGACCAUACAGCGUACUCUAUGCAACCUCUCCUUUUCUGACACUGUAUGAUGCUGCUCUGCUAAACAAGCUUCUUCAGACCUUGAUAUUUUUGUGCUCAUUUUAUGACUUUUUGUGGAGCAUUUUGUGUGCAAAUAUUGAAUUAUUUUGAACUGACUUUAAUUUGUGUAAAGCACACUAGAUCUUUUGGAUGCUUCUCUCAUUUGGGUGUCAUCCUUUGUUUUGAUGUUGAUUUUGUUCAAUAAA
Molecule: messenger RNA, 3078 nt
Organism: Sinocyclocheilus grahami
Lineage: Eukaryota; Metazoa; Chordata; Actinopteri; Cypriniformes; Cyprinidae
Product: serine/threonine-protein kinase 35-like
Exons: 3
Coding region: 1-771 (256 amino acids)
Biological process (GO): protein phosphorylation; negative regulation of G2/MI transition of meiotic cell cycle
Cellular component (GO): nucleus; cytoplasm
Molecular function (GO): protein kinase activity; ATP binding
Source: RefSeq, a predicted model, not a curated record